This is a messenger RNA of Pyrenophora tritici-repentis Pt-1C-BFP, 1188 nucleotides long. RefSeq lists its product as uncharacterized. Lineage: Eukaryota; Fungi; Ascomycota; Dothideomycetes; Pleosporales; Pleosporaceae. The record is from RefSeq and is a predicted model, not a curated record.
GUCCGCAACCUACUAUCGCUGAGAAGUAUAAAAAGCGUCGAGGCAAUUCUAUUUUAUUUCCUCACCUUGCGCAUUCAGUCUGUCGCUGCCAAACAAAAAAAAAUCCAGUACGCUUUUUAAUAUCAUUUCUCCGUUCUCCAACCUCCCCGCCUCACUCUCUCAACACCCCUUCACCACCACCACCACCACCACCACCAUGCACUCCAUCGCCAUCCUCAGCAUCGCCGCCCUCGCUGGCUUGUCCGCCGCGCAAACCGCGCCCCAGUUAAACUACCCAUACUCCAUCGAUCCCGACACUGUCGACCAGUCCACCAGGGACUACUGGUGCCAACAAAACACGGCGCAAUGCCCUCUCAUUUGCCUGCAGCAACCCGGCGUAGAAUCCAUGACCACGGAGACAAACACAUGCGACUCUGACAACCUAACCUACCAAUGUGUGUGCGACAACGGCAUGGCACCGAAUAUCACACAGUACUCGCAGACGCUGCCGUAUUUCAUCUGCCAGCAGUGGGGCAACAAUUGUGUUUCAAACUGUAAUGGUGAUAACACUUGUCAGUCAAAGUGCCGACAAGACCACCCCUGUGGUGCCCAAUCCCCCUUCAAAGGCAACACCUCCCUCCCCACCACCAUGGCCUCGACCGCCGCUCCCACAGGCUCAGCUACAAACGGUAUCCCCGUCACUGGGUUCGGAGGUGCUGCACCAACGGGUUCUAGCAACAACAACUCUCCUAACCAGGGUGGCGCGGGAACAACUAUCUUCAUGCCGAAUGCGGGACUUGGUCUUGCUGCGCUGUUUGGCAGUGUGUUUUUUGGUUUUGCCGUCUUGUUGUAGGGGAUGUGUUGGGGAUGUGAGUUUGGUUUAUGCAUAGCGUGUUUGCGAUCUUUUUACGCGUUUCUUGAGUUUUCCGGCAUGGCAUUUGCAUAACAGCAUCACAGCACUACGCAUUGGAUCUAUACCCUCGGGGUAUGCUCAUCCAACCCUUUCGCUCAUUUCAUGGCCGCAUUUGCAUAUUGGGGUUUUACGGCGCUUUCUUUACUCAUUCACUCCUUACUGGGGGAUUGCAUACAAGGAUACAUACAUAAUACUGGGUCUAUUUCGAUGAGAUGGAGAUGAGAUGGGGAAACGGCCUUGGUCUAGUAAUGAGAAUAGCGAAGUGGUUAAUACGCAAAUAAAACACCAUGUCGAUG